GUCCACAGGGAAAUGACACAGCGUCACGCUCACCAAUACGACGGGGGACGGGGAGCGCACGCGAGCAAAACACACACCAAGACAAAGGGGGGGUGUUGAUGCAGAAUCAACAAAGAUGCAAUUAGGCGAAAAGAAGGAGGCAAAUGGAAUGAAAACCUAUAAAUAACAACGUGAAUUAAAGUAGAGGAGACAAAGCCAGAGAUUGAGAGACUGCAAGAGAGCAACAGAGAGAUAAACAGAGCGAGAGAGCGAGUGAGAGAGAGAGAGAGAGAGAAAGCGAGCGAGUGAGCGAGCGAGAGAGCGAAGCAGCGCUCCCUAACUCCUGAUUCCCAGACUGGCAGCUCCGUGCUCCGAUCCGCACACGCUCGCGGCUUUCACCGCCAUGCAGACGGCAACACGGGCUUCUGCCGCCGAGCCCGGCCUCUCCAAUUACACCCACUGACCAUAUCAGCCUGCACACACGGGGAAAGUCAAGACAGGCUGAGCUCACUGCCUCGCACCCGCAGCCGAUGGAUCAUCAACAGACGACGGCCAGCGGAGUUCACACGGGGAGCUAAAGGAACAGCAAACGCGAGCGGCCCAAGGACGACCGGCAGAGAUGAGAGUGGCACUGGUGUGUUCCAUCCUCUCCCUCCUCACGCUGACGCGCGCCUGUCCCAAGGAGUGCACCUGCAACAGCAACACCAAGGUGGUGGACUGCCGAGGCCGAGGCCUCUACGACGUCCCCCGCCGGAUGCUCCCAGACACCCAGGAGCUGUACCUCCAGGACAACCGCAUUCGGGGCCUGGGCUCCAUGGCCUUCAGAGAGGUGCCCCUGGUUCGCGUCCUCGACGUAUCCAACAACUCCAUCACGUCCGUUUCGCCCACCGCUCUGCUGGGGCUCCGGAACCUGCAGCGCCUCAGCCUGGCUCACAACGGCCUCCGAGAGGUGGACAAGCGGCUGCUCGGACCCGUCCGCUCCCUCUCCCACCUGGACCUCUCGCACAACAGCUUGUGGGGCUUGUCUGGAGCCAUGGGGGACAGUCUGAGGAACCUCAGCCACCUGGGGCUGGCGCACAACAGGCUAACGCGGCUGGACCGCUCCCUGUUGGAGGCCUUGACCCACUUGGACAGCCUCACGCUGCGGGACAACCCCUGGAGGUGUGACUGCCAGCUUAUCGGCCUCAAGCUCUGGCUGGAGACCUACCUCUUCAAAGGCGGCGCUGUGGACGAGGCGCUGUGUUCCCAGCCAGAGGAAAUGAGGGACAGAGACUUGCAGAAAGUCCCGUACCAGCUCUUCCACGCCUGCAUGACAACCAGCUACCACUACCUGUUCGCCAACAUACACCACCUGGAGUCCGAGAGGCUGCUCCGGGGCCACACCCACGGAAACCACGCCCACCCCUCCAGCCACGCCCUCCACGUCCCCAUGGCGAUGGGGGAGGGCUUCGGCGGCGGCGGAGGGGGGGGAGGCGGCGGGGGGGGCAUGCCGGAGUGCGAACCCAAGCAGAAGCAGCGACCCGUCAACCUGCGGCACGCCAUCGCCACGGUGAUCAUCACCGGCGUGGUGUGCGGCAUCGUGUGCCUGAUGAUGCUGGCGGCAGCGGUGUACGGCUGCGCCUACGCCGCCAUCAUGGCCAAGUACCAGCGGGAGCUGAAGAAGAACGAGGAGCAGGCGGCGGCGGCGGCGCAGAGGGCGGACCACGCCGCGGCGGGUGCUAAGGAGCCGCUGGAGAACGCCAUCGCCUAGGAGACGGAGGCGGAGGCAGCAAACCUUUAACGCAGCCGUCUGCGGACGUCACGCGUGUGCGUGUGUGUGAGGCUGAUGGGGGGAGGAGGGAGGCUCUGUUUGUGUGUGUUCGCUCAUUUCUGAGACUCGGGUAGCUAACUGCCACAGGUACAGUAUUUGACUAUGCACUGAGGUUUUAGGGGCAGGCCAAAGAAUUCAGACGCGCCGAUUCCAUUUUGUCUGGAAAAAUGCAUAUCACAGAGAAACAAAUUGAUAUAUUUUUAACUGUGUGUUUGUAUAUAACAGUGGUGUUGAAGAUGGAUUUCAGAAAUUGUCUUUGAGAUGUCGAUUUAAAAUGUUAUAGUAGGCAGCUGCAGUCACUUUAGCUCUGUUUGUAUCAAUACUGUGAGCGAAUGAGAACAAGAAUGAAACUGUGUCAGUGUUUUGCUCGAAUGCGUUCAGUGUUUGCACAUGUUAAUUAAGGAGUCUGUGCCUAAUAAUGUGACAUCGUUUUGUAGAGGAAUCCAAUUUCUUAAAAGGAUAUUUUUUGACUACUGAGGUGGAGAUGAGCAGUUUAUUGAAGCAAUAAUGAAACAGGCUAAUGUGAUGUGAAGAGCAGCAGAAGCUUGUUGUUCUAUGACUUUACGGGUUCGUCGUCAUCCAUACAAACAAUAUUGAACGCAUCCUAAAACUGCGGAGAGUUUGUGAGUUAAUGCUGAUUACAUAAAGGCAGUCCUGUCGUCCACUCUGUGUUAUAUAAAAUACCGAUAAUAAAAAAAUACAUUUGAACGGAUCUCUGUACUAUAUGUAUAGUGGUAACUGAUUUAAUAAGGCAUUCAAUGGAGAAACAUUAAAAGAGGAAUAUUUUCGAAAA
Betta splendens (Siamese fighting fish) is the source of this 2582-nucleotide messenger RNA. It is a transcript of the gene lrtm1, whose product is annotated as leucine-rich repeat and transmembrane domain-containing protein 1. The record is from RefSeq and is a predicted model, not a curated record. The transcript has 4 exons. Bases 599 to 1729 code for a protein of 376 amino acids. Lineage: Eukaryota; Metazoa; Chordata; Actinopteri; Anabantiformes; Osphronemidae. Gene Ontology annotation, molecular function: protein binding.